This is a messenger RNA of Caenorhabditis briggsae, 834 nucleotides long. It is a transcript of the gene Cbr-srd-61, whose product is annotated as Protein CBR-SRD-61. NCBI's taxonomy places the organism in Eukaryota, Metazoa, Nematoda, Chromadorea, Rhabditida, Rhabditidae. The transcript has 7 exons. The record is from RefSeq and is a predicted model, not a curated record. Bases 1 to 834 code for a protein of 277 amino acids.
AUGUACAUCUUAAUUUAUCAUCGAACCAGUCGAAUUCUGACAACACUCCGAUAUUUUUUAUACCCUUCAACAACUGCAAAUUUCAUUUUGGCAACGUUGACGUUUGCUACACAAGUCAGAAAUGUCAAUAAUAAGGAAUCGAUGGCUCUUCUUUGUGAUGGAUUCUGUAAAUUUAUUGGUCCAGAAUUAUGUUUUCACUUUUAUGUGUUUUUAUUGAACAUGAUUACGGUAUCCGGACUGAUCAAUUUGCACACAUUGUGUUAUCGCACAAUGGUUUUGAAAUAUUUGAACUCGAAGAAGUCGGAUAGAGCGACUUUGCAUUUUUCCUGGCACUAUUUCAUUCCGUUGACAACGUUGAUUCUCUCCUACAUUCCCCCUCAAAACCAUGCCAACGUCUUCAUGGAAACCCAACUUCUUCAUCCUCAAUAUCAUUUUUCGAUUUACAAAAACUUCGGAGGGUUCGCCAAUUCCCAUCAUUUUUGUAUGGGUCUAAGUCUUCAAGUAUUACUCCCGCUAUGUUGUUAUGUGCCAGUCACUAUUCUCUAUUGCUGGAAUAAGUAUUCAGGAUCUCAAAUUCUCAUUUCUCAGUACACUUUGUCAUUUAUGGGAACUCUACCUUGUGUUUUCGAUCCAUUUCUUCAAAUUUAUUUCAUUAUGCCGUACCGUACCACAAUUUUUAAAUUCCUGGCUUGCAGUCCAUUGACCCCGCUUUCCAGAUCCAGAGAAGACAACUCGACAUCAAUUUUCCGAAAUUUCUGGAAAUUCUUCGGCUUCAAAGAAUCUCCGAAUAAUAAAAUUUUGGAUAACUCUUUGAGAAAUCGAAAUUCUGUUUAA